Messenger RNA from Juglans microcarpa x Juglans regia, 681 nucleotides. RefSeq lists its product as uncharacterized. The record is from RefSeq and is a predicted model, not a curated record. The transcript has a single exon. Bases 1 to 681 code for a protein of 226 amino acids. NCBI's taxonomy places the organism in Eukaryota, Viridiplantae, Streptophyta, Magnoliopsida, Fagales, Juglandaceae.
AUGGUAGUUUUGUUGGAGCCUUUCCAGAAUUUUGAUAAAGCUCAAUCUUACAUGCAGGCUCUUCACUUCGAUAAUGUAUUAUCUAAUGAAGAAGUUGGUGGGAAAAUAUGGGUCUUGUGGAUGAAUGAUUUAACUGUGCAAAUUAUUCGGAUGACAUCACAGUUCUUGUCUUUAAAUAUAGUUGAGGGUCAGUUUCAGUUUUUGGCUAACUUUAUCUAUGCAAAGUGUAAUAUGAUGGAUGGGCGGGUUUUAUGGGAGGACUUGAGGUGGAAUAGUCUGAGUGAGGAUCCUUGUUUGUUUGCUGGCGAUUUUAACAUUAUUCGUACAGAUUUGGAAAGGAGGGGUGGUAGAUCAAGGCCAAUAGCUGCUAUGGAUGAUUUUAACCGAUGGAUUCAUGAGGGUGGAUUGAUUGAUUUAAGUUCACAUGGUAGUAAAUUCUCUUGGUGUAAUGGUCAGUGUGGAUUAGCUAGAGCUUGGGCUAAGCUGGAUCGUGUUUUAUUUGAAUCUAAUUUAAUGUCUACUUUCCCUAAUGCGACUUGUUCGUAUUUACCGAGGACGACUUCGGAUUAUUGUCCCAUGCUGAUAGAAUUUCUUAAGGAUCCUUAUUCCUAUGGUCCUCCUCCAUUUAGAUUUCAGCAAAUGUGGGUUGAGCAUCCAGAAUUUAUAGAUUUUGUAAAGUAG